Messenger RNA from Capronia epimyces CBS 606.96, 1494 nucleotides. RefSeq lists its product as uncharacterized. The record is from RefSeq and is a predicted model, not a curated record. Lineage: Eukaryota; Fungi; Ascomycota; Eurotiomycetes; Chaetothyriales; Herpotrichiellaceae. Gene Ontology annotation, molecular function: transmembrane transporter activity. Gene Ontology annotation, cellular component: membrane. The coding region runs from base 1 to 1494 and encodes 497 amino acids. Gene Ontology annotation, biological process: transmembrane transport. The transcript has a single exon.
AUGGGGACCUCGAUAGACGCAAAAGGCGCCGAACACGCAGUCCAUGGCCGAGAAGGCAUCACGUCCAUCGAUUCGCAAGGGCCACUGCUCGAAGGCAGCGGAGACGUGACCGGGGACAGCCAGACGAACUCUCCGAGGGGCCGGACCCUAUCACGCAUCUCGACGACCAGUCAGGUCGAAUUCAAAGUGUACAAACGACGCUUCUUCGGGCUGGCGCAGCUUGUGCUGCUGAACAUCGUGGUGUCCUGGGACUGGAUCGCCUUUGCGCCUGUCUCGUCCACGUCGGCGCAGUACUUCGGCACGAGCGAGAGCAACAUCAACUGGGUGUCGACAGCCUUCCUGUUCGCCUUCUGCGUGACCACGCCAGCCACCUUCUUUGUCCUGCACCGGCACGGCCCACGCGUCGCCAUCAUCAUUGCCGCCGCCCUCGUGUUGGUCGGCAAUUGGAUCAAGUACGGCGCGACGCGGGCCAACAACUUCGCCGGAGUCAUGGUCGGACAACUGAUCAUCGGCUUCGCCCAGCCCUUCGUUCUGUCCUCGCCCACCAGCUACAGCAACCUGUGGUUCAGUCCAGCAGGCCGCACCACCGCCACUGCCGUGGCGUCGUUGGCCAACCCGUUCGGGGCUGCGCUGGGCCAACUCAUCUCGCCGUUCUGGGCGGACGAGCCACGACAAAUCCCCGACAUGAUCCUGUACGUCGCCAUCAUCUCAUCUGUCGCCUGUGUGCCGGCCUUCUUCAUCCCCGGAAAACCGCCUACACCGCCCUCGGCUGGCGCCGUGGCGGAUCACAUGGACCGCACCUCUCUGCAGCACGACCUGCACACACUGGCACACUCGGUCGAGUUCUAUCUGCUCUUCGUUCCUUUCGUCGUGUACGUUGGCUUUUUCAACGCCUUUUCGAGCCUGCUCAAUCAGAUCCUGGAGCCGUACGGGUUCAGUGAGAGUGAUGCAGGGAUUUCUGGCGCCGUGCUGAUUGUGGUCGGGUUGGUUUUCGCCGCUAUAUGCUCGCCUAUCAUGGACAAGUACAAAUUCUACCUGAGGUAUAUCAAGUUGACCAUUCCGUUCAUCGCACUACCGUAUCUGGUGUUCAUCUGGGCCCCACAGUCACAUUCGCUCGCCUACGUCUACGUCGUCUGUGCCAUCCUCGGCGCCGCCAGCUUCGGCCUUGUCCCUGUUGUUCUCGAAUUCCUCGUCGAGAUCCACUACCCUCUCGGUCCGGAGCUGGGUAGCAGUCUGUGUUGGUGCGGCGGCCAGCUGCUGGGUGGUAUCUUCAUCGUCAUCAUGGACGCCCUCAAGGAUUCAAGCGAUACUGAUCCUCCGCAAAACAUGAAGCGCGCCUUAAUUUUCCAAGCCGUCCUAGCUAUGGUCGUCAUGCCAACCGCGCUCGCUCUGGGCCUCUUCGGUCGCCAGUCGCACGUGAGGAGACGUAGGCUCGAGGCCGACCGCAGCGGGACUGACCAGUUUGUCGAUAUUGGCGUCGACCACGACCAAUAG